AACAGCAGACUGUUUUUGUGCGAUUUCAAUUUUGAGAAAUUAUCAGUGGCACUGGCAUGAAUUGUGGGCGUACCGUAUUUAUCAUUGCACAUGGAAGAUCGAAUGGACUGAGUGUCUGUUGGAGACAUCAGUUGUGUGUUUAGUGCAGAACAGUACACAUUUCAGAACACUUUGUCACUAGAGCUAGAGACAAGAAGCAGGGAUACCAAGUGGAAAAUGUUGGAAGUUAAACAGUGUUCUCUAAUAUUUAUUCUUAUUCUAUGUGUUAAGUAUGGCGCCCCAAUCGAUUGUGAUGCUCCUGGCGACCCUUUAAACAAGGAAGGUAAGCUCAUGAAGCAUCUGUUAUGUUCCAAUUACGACAAAAGCGAACGACCCGUGAAGGAUCAUAACACGGCAGUUAAUGUGACCGUAAUGACGCGUGUUCAGAACUACGAUGUGGAUGAAGGAAGAUCAACACUGUACCUAUAUGUAUGGAUGAGUAUCACUUGGAAGGAUGAGUUCCUGACCUGGGACCAAACAGAGUACGAAAUGAGCAAAUUAAUCGUCGAUUCAAGUAAGAUAUGGCAACCAACUUUUGUUGCCUUCCACAACCUGAAAAGUGGCAAUGGUGAAAACGCUUGUUCAAAUCAUAAUUGUGAGGUGAAGCCUCCCGGAACGGUGAUGUGUGUUCCUCCCUGCCAGUAUGAAGCUCUUUGCGUCAGCGACACCGUAAACUGGCCUUUCGACAAGCUCAAAUGUACAAUGUUCCUGGGCGCUUGGCUUGAAGAUGUCAACCAAAUCAACAUCAGUCGAAUGUCGAACAUAACGACAAUCGACAUUGAGACGGGGCAUGCUGAAUGGAAGAUCCGGUCCGCGAUUAUACUACACAUCUUCCUGCCAGACAAUACUAGCCACCCAUCGUUGGAGUACGUAGUUACGCUGGAUCGUCAUAUUGCCAUCUAUGGUGUUAUUCUAACGCCUGGAUUCUUAAUGAUCAUUAUCAACUUAGUAGUGCUAUGGAUGAACAGCGGCAGCACUGAGCGGCUUUACAUCCUUUGUGCAACUUGUAUGGGUCACUUUACGUACAUGGAGUAUUUGUACUGGCGAGUACCGUACCAUGGCGAGAACGUCCCCAAACUGCUGAUAUUCUUCCGCGAUUCGCUGAUCAUCAAUGUGCUGAUGUUGGGCUUUACCAUCAUAUUGAGACACACUGCACCAAAGGAUGAUAAUUCGGAACGGUUUGUCGAUAAACUAGCCUCCAGAGUAGCUUCUACGAACGUGGGAAGAGUGUUUCUUCAAACGGAGGAUCAGCGUCAUAACAAACAAACUGGUACAACCGAAGAUGAAAAUGGGGACAGGUGUAAUACAGUUGAUGGCGAUACUGUCAAUCUAGUUAAUGAUGCAUCAGAUAUAAAUGCGCCAACUACACGUGUCGUUAGUGCCGGACAGCACGGUACUAAUGUGGUAAACAUUUUCAUGGAUAGGAUUAUGUUUAUUUCAUUUGUUUUAUGCUAUAUAUUUAUGCUCUGCAGCCUUUUGCCGAAAGAAAAUAUAUAAAAUAUAUUGCAGAUGCACACAAUCGCAAAAUAA
Molecule: messenger RNA, 1569 nt
Organism: Anopheles funestus (African malaria mosquito)
Lineage: Eukaryota; Metazoa; Arthropoda; Insecta; Diptera; Culicidae
Product: neuronal acetylcholine receptor subunit beta-3-like
Exons: 6
Coding region: 217-1536 (439 amino acids)
Biological process (GO): nervous system process; regulation of membrane potential; monoatomic ion transmembrane transport
Cellular component (GO): membrane; neuron projection; synapse
Molecular function (GO): neurotransmitter receptor activity; transmembrane signaling receptor activity; extracellular ligand-gated monoatomic ion channel activity
Source: RefSeq, a predicted model, not a curated record